Molecule: messenger RNA, 1219 nt
Organism: Drosophila busckii
Lineage: Eukaryota; Metazoa; Arthropoda; Insecta; Diptera; Drosophilidae
Product: putative transferase CAF17, mitochondrial
Exons: 2
Coding region: 91-1122 (343 amino acids)
Cellular component (GO): mitochondrial matrix
Molecular function (GO): protein binding
Source: RefSeq, a predicted model, not a curated record
UAGCAAAAACAAAUUUCAAGUAAAUUUAGUUGCAAUUAAGUGCUUGUAUAAUAUUUUCCUGCCCUGUAAUCAACGAAUUUAAUAUUCAGCAUGAAUAUAUGUAAAAAUUUUAAGUUUUUGCGCAACAUGCGAGGCGGCAUACGCAACGCUAGCAUGCCAGGCGCUCGGUCAACUGCUAGUCCCUACGUGUUGGAGCGUUUGAGGAACCGCGAGCUAAUACGCGUUAAUGGCGCUGAGGUUGUACCCUUCCUGCAGGGCCUGGUGACAAAUGAUGUAUCGCGUUUGCAACAUCCCAGCGGACCCGCGUCCAUGUACGCUAUGUUUCUGAAUAGAGGAGGUCGUGUUUUGUUUGAUACAAUAAUAUAUCGCACCAAUGAUCCAGAGACUUUUUUGCUGGAAUGCGAUCGUGAAGCGUCCUCUGAUUUUCGAAGACAUCUACGCAUGUUCCGAGUACGCAAACAGAUUGACAUCGACACUGUAGAGGAUGAGUAUGUGCCCUGGGUGCUCUACAAUGACCAGAAGCCAAGCGAAAUCACACAACGUUCGUCGAAAUCUUCGGGACUGUUCAUUUCACCAGAUCCUCGUGUAGGUGCGCUGGGCACACGCCUAUUGGCACCUACUGAUCUGAAUUGGCCCAAGCUGACCAAGACUUUAUGGCGCGAUGUUGACAUUGUUGCCGCCGAGUCCCACCCGGAGAAUAGCUAUCAGCUAUUACGCUACAAACAUGGCGUUGGUGAGGGUGUGCGAGAGCUGCCACCUGGCAAAUGUUUCCCCUUGGAGGCGAAUGCCGAUUACCUCAAUGGAGUGAGCUUUAACAAAGGCUGUUACAUAGGCCAGGAGCUUACCGCUCGUGUACACCACUCUGGUGUCAUACGCAAGCGCUAUAUGCCCAUGCGCUUUACGAGUCCCGUAUCUUCCAACUAUACGGUAAAAUCUAUUGCCGGUGCUAAUCUGGGACGUGUCUUAGGUCAUGCCCAAAAUAGAGGCGUGGGUCUGCUGCGCAUUGAUCCAGUCUUAAAUGGCGAGCAGCAGUUGGUUAUUGAUGGCGAGCGUUGUUAUGUUGAUCGUCCUCAAUGGUGGCCGAGCGAUACCAAAAAGAACAAAUUGGAGGCUGUGGAGUGACUUAGUAGCUAAUCAUAGAAUUUUUAGAAUUGUUAGUAGCUGUAAUUAUUGUAAUUGUAAGCUUGGCAAUAGACAUAAAUAGACUUGUUUACCAACA